Molecule: messenger RNA, 2334 nt
Organism: Conger conger (European conger)
Lineage: Eukaryota; Metazoa; Chordata; Actinopteri; Anguilliformes; Congridae
Product: major histocompatibility complex class I-related gene protein-like
Exons: 5
Coding region: 413-1498 (361 amino acids)
Biological process (GO): immune response
Cellular component (GO): external side of plasma membrane
Source: RefSeq, a predicted model, not a curated record
GCAGGGGAUUAACUCAUCUCCAAGGCAGUGAAGUGGUGCAAUAUGUUGUAUACUGCAAUUUUUUUAAUUUGACAUGAACAAUAAACUAACGUUGUUUUUAAAUUGUAAGUGCCAGUUAAAAGACACAGAUUAAGUUUAGUCCUGGACUAAACGGUUUUGCAUGGAGAAUCUCAGACUAGCCUUAAUCUGUGUCUGUGAGGCUGGCUGUCUCAAAAGAUGUAAUGCUAGGUCAUUUUCACAGACUUUCCAAAUCAGUUUACUUCCUCCUACUGAGUAUACAAGUUACAUACACGUUGUAUACAGCUUGUAUUCUCAACAGUAGGAAAUUAAGCCAUUUCAGAUAUGGCCCUUGAUCAACUCAGAGAGAAGAUGGGAUAUUACAGAUUGUGAUGGAUUUCUUUGGGGUCGCCAGAUGGGGUUUAAAAAAAACAAAAAACUUUUUUUUCAAAAACCCCGUCUCUUGGAUUCCUGGCCUUCACCUUUUGACUUGUCUCCUUGUCGUUCAGUUCGUCACUCCCUUGUUGGUACCUACACUGCUCUGAGUACUCGUGAGUACACUGCCGUUCUGUACCUUGAUGGCGAGCCACUGGACUCCUACAGUAGCAGUGGCGUGGUCAGCAUGCCCCGUCAAGCCUGGAUGCGUGAAGGACCUGGCCGUUAUAUCUGGAACUCAACCAAAGGCCUAAAUAUGCAGCAAUGGGACAGAGGCAUGGCGGAUAUCUUCAACCACACAGGACCUUACAUGAGUGCUGUGGUCCUGCAGGGGAGAUUUGGCUGUAGAAUCGAGCGGGAGCCUCAUGUGAGUGUUACAGAGGCCUUUGCUCAGUACGGAUUGAACGGAGAAGACUUCCUGUACUUCGAGCUCACCAGGCAUCAGUGGGUGGCUUCAGCAGAGUCUGCUCUCCCCAUUGCAAAGAAGUGGAACAGGGACCAGGACAACAUCAUGAAAACUGAGAAAUACAUGAAGCACAUCUGUAUGUCUAGUCUUUUGGACAGUUUGUCCAUGGAAGAAAAGGAGAGCCAGAAGACAUUUCAGCCCAAUGCUUCGGUGUUUGCCAAGCUGUCCUGGAACCCUGGGAAGGUUAUUCUGACCUGCCUGGUUUCAGGAUUUCGCUGCGGGAACACGACGGUGGAGCUUUAUCGGGAUGAAGACAUCUUGACUGAAGACGACGGCCUCUGGUCCUCUGGGAUCAGACCGAACGGGGACGGGACCUGCCAGCUGAGAAGGAGCCUGGACAUCUCUAACAGCACUGAGGCACUAUACAGCUGUGGAGUCCACUCCACAAAUCUCACUGUCAAAUGGGAUGGGGUGAUAUGGGGCCUGGCUGAAACCAGACAAGACCAUAUCACUAGACAUCACGAUGUUCUUAUAGUGCCGUUUGCAGUGUUUCUUAUUUUCACACUGACACUAAGGUGCAGAAGGCACAGCUAUAUCAUGGCAUGGAAGAGUCGGGGAUGCCUCUGGAAUUCGUUGAUGCACAGAUGUAACCCAGUUUGAAUGAAACCCAGCUCCCUCACUGAAAUGUGACAAAAGAGUGACCAUGGCAGUGCACCUGAAGGUACGACUGGGGCCACAAACACCACAAGGAGACCGUGCAGCUGGGUGGCCAUUCAAAACUACAAGAAGAAGAGCAAGGGGACAAAUUAACUGGAGGCCCCUCUGGCACCUGGAGCAAAGUCCUGCAGCCCUUUUUACGGAGAACAAAAUGGCCCCGACCGAAUGCUAUCUGGUGGGGUAGACCCCGCAGAACCCCCCCUGGCCUCUUCCUAACUGCACUGACUGUGUCCAGUUAACACAGAGGAUCUCAGAACCUGAGGGCAGGAUCUCUACGCUGCACCAUGUACAGGAGGAUGGGUCACUCUGUGACUCUGCAGACACUGCCUCUCUCUCCUGGCUCAGCUCCAACACCGCCUGAGAGCCUGUACGAUUAAACUCUCCAGGCCUGGAGAAAUGCCUAAGACACUGGCCUGCUACACACCCUCAAUCCAUACAGGUUAUACGGGUUAAAGUAUUGAUUCAAUUCAAUUUAUUUUAUAGCGCGCUUUUCACAGAAGCCUGUCACAAAAGACACUUCACAGUCACACCAGACACUUUACAGUCACACAAGACAUUUUACAGUCACACAAGACACUUUACAGUCACAUUAUUUUACAUUAAGUACAUUUACAUUUACUAAAGUAGGCCUAGUUUUAUAUAUAUUUUUAUAACGGACCAUUGUUUACAAUAUUUAAGUACUGUUACUAAUCUAAUCUAAGUCGUCCAGAUAACUUGUUUUCCUCCAUGCAACCAUGCAACCAUGCAUGGACUGAUUUCAACCUGGGGGUUGGAACAUC